GGUCUGGCUCAGUUCUGUUCCGUCGGCCGAAGCGUUUAGCAGUAAUUUUUUAGUUCGGCAUUUGGCACCCGUGUUCUUGGUUCUAAGAUUUUCUCUCUUCUCACUCUCGGCCGUUCUCGCGCUGGCUCUACCCGGCUAAAAACAACACAAUUGUGAACGCCGAAACGUAAACUUUUCAUUGAUUUUCCCUCAGUGCUAAUUUCAGUUUAGUGGAUAUAUGUAUAUUUAACACCCAAAUAUAAAUAGAUCCCAACAAAUGUGUUUCAUCUACAAGUAGUCCAGAUUCCGAGGCUAUCUAUUGUGGGCAAUCAUUAAGCUAAACACGUAACACUCACUCAGGAAGCUAAGAAUAGCAAAAAAUAAAAAAACAAACAAACAAAAAACAAAAACAACAACAGUAAUAACGAAAGAAAAAAAAUGACACCAGAGAAAUCGAUUAUAGCCUAUAUCAAUCAUUUGAUAGUCAGCAACUUUUCAUAUUUCUGGGACGAAAUCGAUGGAUAUCUGUAUUAUUUGGGCGGAUCUCUGGGCACCCUCACUCUCAGUAGUUUGGCGGCCAGUGUUGCGUAUUAUUUUGCAACACGACCAGUACCGGAACAACCAUUAGUGCCUCUGGAAAACCAAUCCCCAUUGUUAGAGGGUCCAGAACAAAUUCACGUCUCCAAGUUCUACAAGGAGUCGAAAAAUGGAAAAUUUGUAUCCUAUAUCACAGAGAACGUCCGCACCCUAUAUCAGACGUUCCGCGAGGGAGCCUAUGCGUCCAACAACGGUCCGUGUCUGGGCUGGCGAGAGACACUAACGUCGCCCUAUCAGUGGAUCAACUAUGAUGAGGCGCUGCUACGGGCCAAGAACUUUGGCUCAGGCAUGCUGGCGCUGGGGGCUCGGCCCAAACAGUUGAUUGGCAUCUACUCGCAGAACCGUCCGGAGUGGAUACUGUACGAGCAGGGCUGCUACUCGUUCUCGCUGGUGGUGGUGCCGCUGUACGACACCCUGGGUCCCGAUGCCUGCGCCUUCAUCAUCCGCCAGACAGAAAUGUCGAUUGUGAUCGUGGAGGAUGAUGGCAAAGCGGCCAUGCUCCUGGAGAAGGCGCCGCGCAGCCUGAAAAUCAUCGUGGCCAUCAAGCCGAUACGCCAAACGACGCUGGAGCGGGCGCGCAGUCGGGGCAUACAGAUUUUCUCGUUCAUCGACGUGGAGAAGCUGGGCGCCAAGGGCAAUCACCCGGAAAUUGCGCCCGCAGCGGAGGAUCUGUGCACGGUCUGCUACACAUCGGGCACCACCGGCAAUCCCAAGGGCGUUAUGCUCACCCACGGCAACGUGGUGGCUGGCGUCUGUUCUGUGAUCCUGCAGAUGGGCGAUCAUCGCAUACGGGCCGGGGAUGUGAUGGUUUCCUUCCUGCCACUGGCCCACAUGUUCGAGCGGUGCUGCGAGAACGGCAUGUACUAUGUGGGCGGCUGUGUCGGCUUCUACUCGGGCGACAUUAAGGAGCUGACCAACGACCUGAAGAUGCUGAAGCCCACGGUUAUGCCGGCUGUGCCUCGCCUCCUGAAUCGCGUCUACGACAAGAUCCAGAAUGAUAUUUCCGCAUCGGGUCUGAAGCGUGGUCUCUUCAACAUGGCCAUGCGUGCCAAGGAGAAGGAGAUUGCCCGCGGGGUCCUGCGGCGCAACGGCUGCUGGGACAAGCUCGUGUUCAAGAAGGUGCACCAGGCCUUCGGUGGCAACCUGCGUCUCAUGGUCGUUGGCUCGGCGCCCUUGGCCGGCAACGUUCUCACCUUCAUGCGCUGUGCCUUGGGCUGUCUGGUGCUGGAGGGCUAUGGCCAGACAGAGUGUACUGGCGCCAUCACACUCACGGUUCAGGGUGAUCAUGUGCCCAAUCAUGUGGGUCCGCCCGUCUCCUGCAAUGCUGUGAAGCUUGUCGAUGUGCCCGAGAUGGAGUACUUUUCCAACCAAAACACGGGCGAGGUCUGUGUGCGCGGCUCAAAUGUGUUCCAUGGGUACUACAAGGAUCCGGAGAAGACGGCGGAGGCGAUCGACUCGGAGGGCUGGCAUCACACCGGCGAUGUGGGCAUGUGGCUGCCGAAUGGCACCCUGCGGAUCAUCGAUCGUCGCAAGCACAUCUUCAAGCUCAGCCAGGGCGAGUACAUAGUGCCCGAGAAGAUCGAGAAUAUCUAUACGCUCAGUCAAUAUGUGAAUCAAGUCUAUGUCUAUGGGGAGAGCUUAAAGAGCUGCAUAAUUGCUGUCGUUGUACCUGAUACCGAUGUACUGAAACAAUGGGCCACGGAGAACAAUGUACGCGGCACACUCUCCGUCCUGUGCAAUAAUAAGAAUGUCAAGGAACUGAUCAUGAACGACAUGCUCAACUGGGGCAAACAGAGUGGACUGAAGUCAUUCGAACAGGUCAAGGAUGUCUAUCUGCAUCCUGAUCCCUUCUCCGUACAAAACGGACUGCUAACGCCCACAUUCAAGGCCAAGAGACCACAACUUAAGAGCUACUUCAAGCCGCAACUGGAGGAUAUGUAUAAGCACUUGGAUUAAAGCAAUACCUACUAUAUAUUUUACAAGAGAAACACACACCAAAACACAAGCAAAACAACGAACCGAACUAAAGAUAAUGGAACUAAUGAUGAUGAUGAUGAUGAUGUUGAUGAUGAUGAUAAUGAUAAUAAUGAGCAAAAGCAUUCAAAACGAUUAAAAUAUAUGCCUAAACUAAACCAUAUUAAACUGAUGAUAACUAAGACUACAGACGCAGAUACUUGAAGGCCCCAAAUGGGAGAAGAGUCGAAUUUUAUAGUUUCGUCAAUUGUUAGCAAUUAAGAGAAGCGCAAGAUACACCAGAUACAAAUACAAAUACAAAUACAGAUACAGAUAAACUAUAGGACGAGAGAAGAAGAGUAGGAGAGGAGAACCUUUUGACAGCCGCAUUUUUAUAUAAUUUAAUCGAGAAACGAAAUAUUAACUAAUAUGUUAAAUAUAUUUCCCCUAACCGCUCCCUUAUGGUCUAGUUCAAAGUGAAUAGAGCACGAUUGCGUAGUCUGAACCAAAAACACACAUACAUAUACGAUAACUAACUAACACAUAUUGAGCCAGUUUAAUAAAAGGAAAGCUUUAAUUAACUA
This is a messenger RNA of Drosophila obscura, 3113 nucleotides long. Its product is annotated as long-chain-fatty-acid--CoA ligase 5. Gene Ontology annotation, biological process: long-chain fatty acid metabolic process. Gene Ontology annotation, molecular function: long-chain fatty acid-CoA ligase activity. The coding region runs from base 418 to 2532 and encodes 704 amino acids. NCBI's taxonomy places the organism in Eukaryota, Metazoa, Arthropoda, Insecta, Diptera, Drosophilidae. Gene Ontology annotation, cellular component: endoplasmic reticulum; membrane. The transcript has 8 exons. The record is from RefSeq and is a predicted model, not a curated record.